UGGGUUGAGCCAUAUCCAUAGGCACCAAACCAAAUCAACGGUGCUGAUUUGGAUUGCAUUUCCGUGGGUGCAGGUGAAAUAUAGCGUAUGGCUUAUUUUCUGAGCGAUGACUGCGCUGUUUUCUUUGGAAGGGCAUGCCUACUUGUUCAAAACAUACCGCUGUGAGCGCCUUGUUCAUUAAUUAACGCUGUUCACACCUUUUUCAACGAACCUGCGAUAAGCAGACUAAUUCAUAGCACCGCAGGGUUCACACUCUGCACGAGGUAUGAUAACGUGCAUUUAUUGCGGUCCGUGUUUAGGGCAGCCGGCUCGCUUCAAAAUUCAAACCUCCCGCCGCUUCAGCGCGUGCAGCGCUUCGAGCUGGCAGCCCUCUCGCUCCUUGCGACGUCACCGAGUGUCGCUUGCUUAUCGGGUGCGUGAAUCGAAUCGUUCUCAAGGUCAGCGGGAGCGCUUAGGCAAGGCGGCAAAUGGUGCCCUCCCUCGCCCGUCCGCCGCCACCUCUCUUUCAGAACAUAGCGGGCGGGAUUUCGCUGGGGUUUGCACGGCCGCUUCGAGCUGUCGAAGGACUGGCACAUUCGCGACUCGCGGCGGUUCUCAGAGUCUGAGCGUCAGCGCAGCCGCGCCGUAUCUGUACCACUUCAGCAGCUGUUUCGACAGCGUCACAGAAAUCCUUGGGCAGAGCCUGCGUAUCGGCGCGUACAAUUCGGCCGCCCUAAGUGCUCUUAAUUGGAAGUCCGUCAACGGCAGCUACAAGCAACUUUCUCUAUUUCAAAAUCGAAAGCUGUACGACAUGGUCACCAUGAAGAAACUGGUGCUCAAGUGCCUGCUCAUCGUCAUCCGCUACGUGAAGGUGUUAAACGAGUUCUUCCUCACGUCACUGUUCGCCUUCAUCCACGGCAAGCCGCAGCGCCUGCCUCCGAUCACCGACGAUAUACUGCUGAAACCGGCCACUGUCCUUGCUGAAGAGAUCAGGACCGGCAAGCUCAAGAGCGUGGAUCUAGUUGAGCGAUACAUGCGACGCAUCCGAGAGGUGCAGCCUGUGAUCAAUGCUGUGGUGGAGGACCGGUAUGAGGAAGCCAUAGCUGAAGCUGAAGCCGCUGACCAGCUUGUGGCCUCCGGUAAGGUCACACCGGAGCAGCUGGCCAAGGACAAGCCCUUCCUUGGGGUGCCGCUCUCAACCAAGGACUGCUAUGCCGUCAAAGGCAUGCUGCAGGACUCGGGUCUGGUGCUGCGAAAAGGCUUCCGUGCUCCACAGGAUGCAGACGGCAUGGCCCUGCUGCGUGCAGCCGGUGCCAUCCCACUGGCACUCACCAACAUCUCGGAGCUGUGCAUGUGGUGGGAGUCGUACAACAACCUGCACGGACGCACCAACAACCCCUAUGACAGCCGCCGUAUUUGUGGCGGAUCCAGUGGGGGUGAGGGAAGCCUCAUCGCUAGUGCUGGUUCCGUAAUUGGUGUUGGCACUGACAUCGGCGGCAGCAUACGGAUGCCAGCUUUUUUCAACGGCAUCUUUGGCCACAAGCCAACGAGAGGACUGGUGUCCAACAAGGGCCAGUACCCACCGGCACGUGAUGACUCCCUGGACGCCUGCCUCGUGGCGGGUCCCAUGUGCCGAUAUGCCCAGGACCUCGAACCCAUGCUGGCCAUCAUGGCGGGACCCCGUGCAUCUCUGGUGCCAUUCAACACUGAGGUGGACUGGUCCAAGGUGACAGUGUACUACAUGGUUGAUGACCUGGGAGGCACCCUCUGCACGCCCGUCCACCCUGAGAUGAAAGAUGCUGUGCGCAAGGUGGCCCGGUACUUUCGUGAUGCGCAUGGCAGCCCUGUGGUUGAGCUGGCCCUCGAGGAAUUCCGUUACUCAGCCCAAAUCUUCACUGCUCGGCUGGCUGCUGCAGCCGUGCCCUCCUUUGCCUCAGAGCUGGCGCUGCUCAAGGGAAAAGUGCCCGUAUGGCGAGAACUUGGACGCUGGCUGCUGCGGCGUUCACCACACACGCUACCUGCUCUUGCCCUCUGCCUGCUGGAAUGGCUGUCUCCAAAACGCGGCCACCCUGCGCUCACGCGAGUCCUGGCUCGAGCAGACACCCUGCGAGACCGUCUCGAUGCUCUUCUCGGAGCCGGCACCGCCAUAUUUGUCUACCCUUCGCACCCAGAGCCGGCACCUUUCCACUACCAGCCAUUGCUCAAGCCUUUCAACUAUGCCUACACGGCCAUCUUCAACGUCCUCGGCUACCCCACGUGCCAGUGCCCCGUGGGAAUCUCGCCGAGCACAGGCACGCCACUGGGCGUGCAGGUCGUCGCUGCCUUCUACAAGGACCACCUCUGUUUGGACGGGGCACGAGAGAUUGAGAAGGCGUUCGGUGGCUGGCAUCAGCCGCCCACAAAGUAGGAGCAGGUGCAGGGACAGUCUACAGAAACGGACAGCAUCACUUUGCCUUCCUCUUGUAAAGAGCUGGACAUUGCUACCCUGUUGCUCACACAUUCACCUUAUUUCUGGGCCAAAGGUGCGGAUUGGAGACUGGAACAACAGUGAAAAGUGGUUUAGAGGUAGAUAUGUUUUUGCUUCUUUGUGUUGCACAUUACGCUGAUGAGCUCUGGCUGGAGCCCGGUGAACAGUGGUUGGAGUGAGGUGUUGAUCCGCAGACUCUGGCCGCAUGUGACGGUAACCCAGGCAUGGUGAGGUGCAGAUUGUUGGCAGGACGUUUCGUGUUAGUGCCGAUCGUUUUGUGAAACGUGUGUUGUGCAGAGGGCAUCUGGAGCAGGCGCUUCACUGCGCAUCUGCCGAUGAAGUGAGGAACACUUGUAUGUGGGAUCAACAGAACUCUUGGACUGGGCACUUUGUCUGCAGGACUUUUCUGUUAACAUCGCAUGAUUCCCACAAUAUAGUUCAUCUACGCCUCUGUGCAGCCUUGCACCAUUUGAUUGUGUUCUGUAAUGUCCUGACCUUGCAAUAAUGCUUGCAUACCGAGCCUGCUACAUUUGUGCUGCUCGUCAUUGUCCACUGGUCGUGUCUGCUGUCUUUGUCUAACAUUGUGGCGUGUGUGGUGUGUGCAUGUGUAACAUUGCAUGUUACAUGUGCAUGUGUAACAUUGCAGCACGUGUCACAUGCAUCUUGUGGUGCUUCCUGUCUCGAAAGAGCUAGCCAUCUGCUAAGCUUAGUACAGUUGCAUGUACUAGGACAGCUGUUAUACCAUGUGCUCUGAUACGUAUUGUACUUUGGAUUGUCUUUGAAGUUGAGAAGUGUGAGCUUACAUUCUUCCGGUACUCUCAGUUUCACAGAACCGGUGAUAUGUUUGUAUGUAUACUGUGAUCUCUUCAUUCAUAAAGAUUGGACACUUGU
Molecule: messenger RNA, 3337 nt
Organism: Dermacentor andersoni
Lineage: Eukaryota; Metazoa; Arthropoda; Arachnida; Ixodida; Ixodidae
Product: fatty-acid amide hydrolase 2-A
Cellular component (GO): endomembrane system
Source: RefSeq, a predicted model, not a curated record